Diabrotica balteata is the source of this 2455-nucleotide messenger RNA. NCBI's taxonomy places the organism in Eukaryota, Metazoa, Arthropoda, Insecta, Coleoptera, Chrysomelidae. The record is from the annotation of a GenBank genome assembly.
CAAAUAUUGAUUAUUUCAGUUUCUCUCUUGUUUAUCGUCGUCAACGAAACACUCAGCAUUUUCUACGUUGUGACAAUUUCAUCGAAAGCAGGGUUCUACGCAUCGCUUCGAAUUUGGAAACAUGGGCGACCGAUCAAGAGAUAGGACGACGAGAGUGUACGUCGGAGGGCUCACCGAAUCGAUAAAAAAAGAAGACCUAGAAGGGGAGUUCGAGAAAUACGGCAAGCUAAACUCUGUUUGGGUAGCCUUCAACCCUCCAGGUUUCGCUUUCAUCGAGUUUAACAACCAUACCGAUGCUGAAACUGCCUGCGAUAACUUGAAUGGUACAGAAUUCCUGGGUGCCAAACUUAGGGUUGAAAUUGCAAAGGGAAGACCACGACGUGGAGGCCCCCGGGGCGGUUUCAGAGGCAGUAGAGGAAGCAGAGGCAGAAGGUUCGACAGCUUCGAAGGCAGAGUCGAGCGUCGUUUCGACAGCAGAGGCGGCGGAGGUCGCUUUGGUGGUAGAAGCUUUGAUAGAAGAAGAGACUUUCCCCAAGGAAUGGUUAUGGUGGCAGUGGACCAAGAGGCAGCCGUGGAGGUGGUCGCUUUAACGACAGAUUCAGGUCCAGAUCACCAAACAUGGGACCACCAAGACGUAGGGAUUAAGGUUUUUAUUUUGUAAGUUAUAUUUGUAGAUGUUAGUGUGUCAAGUGGUUUCAAAAGUCCAUUAGUAUAUUUUCAGUCUCAUUUUAUGAGGCUAAAUUAUAAUUUACAGUCAAGUACCAUUUCACUAUGUGAAAGAAAUAUUUUGUAACAAAUUUAGAUAUCAUAUUUGCAAAUUUACUAUAAAAUAUAGCAUCUUUUUGGAUUAAUGUUCUGAAUUUUGAAGUUUUACUAAAUAUAUGUACAAUUUGUAUUGUACAGUCUUGAUUCAAUGUAUUUUUCUGAAGCUAUUUUCUUAUGACCUGUUGAUACAAUUUACUAUUUUUACUGGGAAUGAGCCAUAAUUUUACUUUAAAGUUUAUUUUUAUGUUUUGUCAAAAUGAAGUUAUUUUAGUAAAACUGUGGCUUAUUAAGAGUAAAUGUUGUAAGUUGAUUCAAUGUAUAGUCAAUUGGUGUUCUUUGUAAAAAGCCUAAAAGAUUAUAUCACUUUUUAAAACUAUUGUGAAAUAUUUGUUUGGUUAGUUGUGAGAAGAGUUUAAUCUUCGCAUAAUGUUAAUUAUAACUUCGCUGAAAAAGUUUAAAAAAUAACUUGAAAUUUGCCGUUAGUACUGAAAUCAACAAAAAAAUCUAACAAUAAUAUCAAAUUCACUUAAUCAACAAACUAAAGAACAAACAUUCAAUUUCAACUGUUAUUUGUUUUAUAUAAAAUAUGUUGUAUACUGUUAAUAAAAUUCCUUAAUAAUCAGAUUUGGAAAAUUACGAUUUCUUCACUAGGUAAUCUGAUGUUAAUUGAUUAGAUUCUACAAGCAUCUAGCCAAAAGAUCUCUUCAAAGAAACAAUAUUGUAACAGAGGUUGGUGAAGCUGUCAAAUAUAUUAAUUCGAAUUUAUUUGUAGCUUAUGAAAGGGUUAAUCAAAUGCAUAUUUCCUUAAUAAUAAAAUUAAGCUCAAAUUUUAAUAUACUUUUAUUUACAUUUGUUUUAUAUAAUGUGUAACCAGAUAAUGUAAAAUUUGGGCUUUCUUAUUCAUCCUAUUUUUUAUUAUUGACUUGUAUAUAUUUGAAAAAAAAAUUGUGGGUACAGUACCACAUUAUUUACGAAAAAAUGAAACUUUGUAGACUCUUUAACUAGCAAAUGUGACUUGCCAAAAUAUGUAUAUUUUGCCAGGGAUAUUUUCUAAAGUUUUUUUUCCAGAGGUAGUACUUUGUAAAUAAUGUAGUAUUUCAAACAAAAGUUAAUUUUAUAGGUUUUCAAUCUAUAUCAGUUUAUUGUAAUUAUAUCAAUUUUCAUAAGUUAUUAAUUAGAAUAGUAAUUUAAUCUGUAAUCAGUUCUAUAAAUAGUUGGUUGAUUCCUUCAAAUAUUGAAACUAUCAAAUGUUAACAUUUUCAACUAUAAAUAAACCACUCUUUUACCAGCAGUUAACUGAUUACUGAUUAAUUAACAAAUAAUCAACAUUGCACUUAUCUUUUAAAAUGAGACUGAUUGGUUCUUAAGUUAUUCUAGAGUAGGCAUUUUUUUAUUUCGUAGUUUUGUGACUGCUAAUGGACUAAACCAAGAUUUUCUUUAAGUGUAUUUUUUAAGCGUUUUACUAAAUAAGACCAUGUAAGUUUGUUCUGAUCUGGUAACAUACUCUGUAAGGCUGUUUUGGAUUUAUUUUUAUAUUACUAGAUUUCAUUGUAUACAAAAAAAGGAUAAGAAUCUUUCAAAUAGAGUUGUGCUGUUUUUUAUAUAUUGGAUACACCUCAAUAAUUUGUAUUUUGUUUUGUUUACAUUAACAUCAAAAUGGUACUUAUAACAAUAAAUUAUAAAAUAGGAA